Messenger RNA from Closterium sp. Naga37s-1, 801 nucleotides. The record is from the annotation of a GenBank genome assembly. NCBI's taxonomy places the organism in Eukaryota, Viridiplantae, Streptophyta, Zygnematophyceae, Desmidiales, Closteriaceae.
AUGUCCUCCCCUAGCCUCCCCGCCGCGGACGCGCCGGCGGAGUUUCUUCCCGGCGAGGCGCACGCCUUACGACAGCACACCUUCCAAGAGCGCGCUUUCCUUUUCGAGGACGCUACUGAUGAGGAUGAGCAGGAGACGGCGGAGCAGCAGGCAGAGGAGAGAGCAGAAGCGGAGGAGGAGCACGAUGCGCAUGUGAUGGGCGCGUUCGAAGGGGACAUGGCGAGAAUGCACACGGAUGAAGCGGAAGAGUUGAAGAUAAUGGAAGCAGCAUCUCAGAUGCCGCCACAGGGCCAGGAGCAGCAGCAGCGUCAGGAAGAGGAGGUGUAUCAGAAUAACCCUAAGGCGAUCGCAACUUUGGAAAAGAGCCAAGCAGCCGCCAUGGAAGCAGAGGAGGCGGAGAGAAAAAGCGACGAGGAGGCGAAGAGAGACACAGACGCCAAACAGGCUGCGUGGAGGGACCUGGAGCAGCAUGAGAUUCCAGUGAAACUGACCUCAUAUGAAAUGGUGGACGCAGAUUCUCUUGCCACAAUCCAAGCAGCGGUAAUGGAAGAAGAGGUGGCGGAGAGGCAGACAGACGCCAGUGCUGCCGCUUUGAAAGACCUGGAGGAGCAAGAAAUUCCUGUGAAGCUGACCUCUUAUGAGAUGGUGGAUGAUGAUUCUCUUGCCGCAAGCCAAGUAGCGGAAAUGGAAGAAGAGGCGGCGGAGAGGCAGGCUGACGCCAGUGCAGCCGCUCUCAAAGACGUGGAGGAGCAAGAAAUCCCGACGAAGCAGACCUCUUAUGAGAUGGUGGAUGCUGAUUGA